AUGUCCACCACAACCAUGGCUGCGACCUCGCCCGUCGUCGACAAAAAGGCGCACAAGCACAAGAAGGACAAGUCGGAAAAGAAAUCCAAGAAGCGCGCCCGCGAGGAGGAGCAGGCCCAGCAAUCGCCCACCAAGAAGCCGCGCCCCGCAGACCAGACCGAUGCCGCGCCGCAAAAGCCUAUCAAGACCUCCAUGUUCCAAAAGUCAACUGCAGCAGCAGCACCCAAGACCGCCGACUCCGACGAUUCGCCUUUCGCUCUCCAAACCGCGUCGCUUUACGUUCCGCUCGCAUCGAUUGGCCAACAGUAUCCCCUCAAGGCGCUGUGCGCCGAGCAUCUGUCGCCGCUACUUCUGACCUACUACCCGCCGCUCAAGGGUGUCGUUCUCGCCUACAACAACGCCCGGCUAUCCGAAGUGCCUGGCGGCGCGACCAACGGCGUCGUGCUGGCCCGCUCCGUCAACGAGUUCGCCGUGUCGUUCGUCUGGGUCACGGCCGAUUUCGUGGUUCUGCGCCCACGCAAGGGAAUCUGGAUUGAGGGUAGUGUCAACCUGCAAAACGAGAGCCAUCUCGGCCUUGUGUGCUGGAACCUGUUCUCCGCGAGUAUCGACCGCAAGCGGCUGCCUGAGGACUGGACGUGGGUUGAGGCAGGCGAGGGCGCGGACGACGAGGAUAUGGAUGCGGACAAGCCGGACGCUGGUCAGGGACAUUUCGUGGAUGCGCAGGGCAAGAAGGUGGACGGCGUGAUUAAAUUCCGCAUCCGGGAUUUCGAGACGUCGCCGCGCACGGAGAACGACAGGGGUUUUAUCACCAUCGAGGGCAGUCUGCUGCCCGAGGACAAGGAGAAGGAGCUUGAUGAGCAGGAGCUGGAGAAGUACGCACAGAGGGGCGCGGCGAGGAAAGGCAGGUCACGGCCGCGCGGCGGUGCGAGUUCAGGCGCGCGGAGAUAG
Lasiodiplodia theobromae is the source of this 948-nucleotide messenger RNA. Its product is annotated as RNA polymerase rpb7-like domain-containing protein. Gene Ontology annotation, cellular component: RNA polymerase I complex. NCBI's taxonomy places the organism in Eukaryota, Fungi, Ascomycota, Dothideomycetes, Botryosphaeriales, Botryosphaeriaceae. The transcript has a single exon. The record is from RefSeq and is a predicted model, not a curated record. Gene Ontology annotation, biological process: DNA-templated transcription initiation. The coding region runs from base 1 to 948 and encodes 315 amino acids.